Molecule: messenger RNA, 1698 nt
Organism: Centruroides sculpturatus (bark scorpion)
Lineage: Eukaryota; Metazoa; Arthropoda; Arachnida; Scorpiones; Buthidae
Gene: Kat60
Product: katanin p60 ATPase-containing subunit A-like 1
Exons: 10
Coding region: 169-1680 (503 amino acids)
Biological process (GO): microtubule severing
Cellular component (GO): microtubule cytoskeleton
Molecular function (GO): ATP binding; microtubule severing ATPase activity; ATP hydrolysis activity
Source: RefSeq, a predicted model, not a curated record
AUGACGCCAUAAGAUGGCGAAGCAGUUAGUAAACGUAAACAUAAGACGAAAUUGGUAAUUUAAAGACAAUUACAGUUUGGAAAUUUAAUGAAAUAACUAAUUUUCAACUCUAAGAAACGAAAGAAAAGGCCAGUUUAUAGUUUAAAGUUUUUAUAACAACAUUGAAUCAUGAGCAUAAAUAUUACCGAUAUUUGUGAAAAUACCAAAAUGGGCCGUGAAUAUGCCCUUCUUGGGAAUUAUGAGACCGCAUUGGUCUAUUACCAAGGAGUUGUACAGCAGAUUCAUCGACUACUUCAAACAAUUAACGAUUCUAUUCGGAAAGAAAGAUGGCAACAGAUUCAGCAACAAGUAGCACAAGAGUAUGAAUUAGUCAAAGAUAUUCCGACGGUGUUAAAUGGUUUCAAGUCGGACAAUCAUACCGAUCGGCCCAUCGUUACUCGUCAAACUUAUGACGAUCCUUCGAUUGAUCCGGACAUGUGGGCACCACCAAUUAAUAGAGAUCCAGAUGUGUGGCCACCUCCAACUCCUGUGGAGCAUAAACCGGGACCGCCAAUAAGACCCACCCGUCCGAGGCGUUCAGAAGCAGCAAGGCCUUCGGGUGGCAACAAAGCCGGAAAUGUCAAUAAUAGAGCUGCCAGCGACAAGAGUAAUAAAAGAGCAACUAAUGAAAAGGCUGGAAAGAAAGAAGAAAAAACAAAGAAAGGUGGUAAAGGGGAGGAAUCGUCUAAAGAAGAAAAGGAGGAAGAACGAAAAUUUGAUGGUAGUGGCUAUGAUCGAGACCUCGUAGAGAUGUUGGAACGGGACAUCUUACAGAGAAAUCCCAAUAUUCACUGGGAUGAUAUUGCAGAUUUAGAAGAAGCAAAGAGGUUGCUGGAAGAAGCUGUUGUAUUGCCCAUGUGGAUGCCUGAUUUCUUCAAAGGAAUUCGCAGACCCUGGAAGGGAGUGUUAAUGGUUGGUCCUCCAGGAACAGGUAAAACAAUGUUGGCUAAAGCAGUAGCUACGGAAUGUGGUACGACGUUCUUUAACGUCUCAUCUUCUACUCUUACUUCAAAGUACAGAGGAGAAUCUGAGAAACUUGUUCGCCUUCUUUUCGAAAUGGCAAGAUUCUAUGCACCUAGUACUAUUUUCAUUGAUGAAAUAGACUCUCUGUGUUCCAAACGUGGGUCGGAUUCAGAGCACGAAGCCAGUAGACGAGUUAAAUCCGAACUGCUAAUUCAGAUGGAUGGUAUAACAAGUAAUAGUGAAGAUCCAAGUAAAGUGGUGAUGGUGUUGGCUGCUACUAAUUUCCCGUGGGAUAUUGAUGAAGCCCUGCGUAGACGAUUAGAAAAGAGAAUCUACAUUCCACUUCCCACCAGAGAAGGCCGAGAAGCGCUGUUAAAAAUUAAUCUUAGAGAAGUGGAAGUUGCACCCGAUUUAGAUAUCACAGACAUAGCAGCUAGUUUGGAUGGAUAUUCUGGUGCUGACAUAACUAAUGUUUGCAGGGAUGCAUCCAUGAUGGCAAUGCGGCGGAAGAUAGCUGGACUCACACCUGAAGAAAUUCGCAAUUUGGCCAAGGAGGAAUUGGAACUGCCGGUCAGCCCCGCAGAUUUCGAAGAGGCUAUCAGAAAGAUAAACAAAUCUGUCAGCAAGGAAGAUCUCGAACGUUACGAAAAGUGGAUGGCGGAAUUUGGUUCCACAUGAUGCACCAUUUUACAUAGA